AUGCAACUAUUUCCAUCUGUUGUCUCGUUGGCAGACAUGCGGGCUGUGUUGGAAUCGGAUCUGCUCAGUCUCGCUGCUUCUGCCGCGGGGUUUGGGCUGCUCUCGCACGUCAGUCUCUUUCGCACCAGUUUCCCGGUCGAAGACUAUCUCUUCGUACUAUUUUCAAUCUAUGCGGUCGCGGUGCUAUCGAUAGCAUAUGCGUACAUAGCCUUGACGCAAUUUUCGGUCGCUCAGGCUCUUCUUAGAGUGGUACUCAUCGCAUCCGCGUUCAACACGGGUCUUAUCUCCAGUAUUGGCAUCUAUCGAUUAUUCUUCCAUCGCCUGCAUCACUUUCCAGGUCCAGUGGGUGCCAAGUUAUCUCGCUUCUAUAAUGCCUACUUGGCAGGCAAAGAUCUCCAAUACAAUGUGGAGAUCGCAAGACUUCAUCACGAAUAUGGCGACUUUGUUCGAACCGGUCCACGUGAGGUCUGCAUUGCGCGAAAGUCCGCCAUACCUUUGCUCUUUGGGCCACAGUCCAAAUGCAGCAAGUCACCAUGGUAUGCCCAUAUCUCAACAAACCCCAAGUACUGCUCUGUGCACCACACUCGUGAUCAUGAUGACCACAGAAUGCGGAGAAAGGCGUGGGACCGGGGCUUUAACGUAAAAUCUCUCGGAAUAUAUGAGCCCCGGGUCAAAAGCAAGGCUGAUCUACUUGCCGCCCAUGUAGCAAAGAACCUGGGCCAACCUAUCGAUGUGACGGCUUGGACAAUGUUUCUUAGCUUUGAUAUAAUGGGAGACGUCGGGUUUGGCAAAGAUUUCCAUAACCUGACCACCGGUGUGGAACAUCCAGCGAUCAAAGGAGUCCAUGACCAUAUGGCCGCCGGUGCUACUCUAUUGCAGGUCCCGUGGUUCCUCUACAUACUCUGCCGUAUCCCUGGUGCCGUUUCUAGCUACAGAAGCUUUUUCAAGUGGUGUGCUGAUGAAAUUGAAAGGAAGCAGAAGACUUGGGAUGCAAACUCCUAUCCCGAAGAUGUCGUUUCAUGGCUUCUCAAAGCAUACGUGGAGAAAAGUGCUUCUGCUGCUCCUUCUCGCCUGGCACUGAAUGAAGACUCACGGGCAGUCAUUAUUGCGGGGAGUGAGACCACAGCCACCACCUUGGCGACCGUCCUGUACUAUUUGGCUAGGCAUCAAUCUGUGCUGGCCAAGCUCCAGCGGAAACUGGACGAGGCUAUGCCGGGCGGAGCAGAUGACUGGAGUUAUAAUAAGGUCAAGGAUAUCUCGUUUAUUGAUGACAUUAUCAAUGAAACCCUUCGUCUGCGCCCUGCUGUAAUGACAGGGGGUUAUCGUGUCACGCCAGCCGAAGGACUUCAGGUCGAUGAAGUCCAUAUUCCAGGAGACACCAUUGUUUUCGUUCCUGUCCAGCUAAUUCAGACUGACGAAAGGUACUACGAGGAGGCUAAGGAAUUCAUUCCAGAGCGAUGGAGUGAGAAAAGACACGAGAUGAAGACCGAUGGUGCCCCCUUCAUUCCUUUCCUGACAGGCCCUUAUAUCUGUCCCGGGAAGAACCUGGCCAUGAUUAGUCUGCGGACCAGCAUAUCGACCAUAGCCCAGCAGUACAACUUCUCGUUUGCGCCUGGCGAGACGGGAGAGGCUUUUGAAACGGGAGCACUGGAUACUUUUACUACGUGUCUGCCUCCUUUACAGCUUGCAUUCCAACGUCGUUAGAUGUAAUUAUCACAAAUUGUUGCGGCAUCCGUGUCUUAUUGGGUUCUUUAGCAAAUUAAC
Molecule: messenger RNA, 1764 nt
Organism: Aspergillus costaricaensis CBS 115574
Lineage: Eukaryota; Fungi; Ascomycota; Eurotiomycetes; Eurotiales; Aspergillaceae
Product: cytochrome P450
Exons: 5
Coding region: 1-1704 (567 amino acids)
Molecular function (GO): oxidoreductase activity, acting on paired donors, with incorporation or reduction of molecular oxygen; iron ion binding; monooxygenase activity
Source: RefSeq, a predicted model, not a curated record